CAGAUAGAGACUGAGUAUUGUAAGAAAGUAGACCACAAGAACAGAAGGUUCCAGAACGUGAUGGCACAGCAAAAAAAUCAGCAGCUGUUUUCACUGAGACAGUGGAGGGCCACCAAGCGAUUCUUCAAUGGCGAAGGAGGGGCUUGGAAGGACAAGUAAGUCACUUAGUCUGGUCUAGUGACUCACAUUGUUUGAAUGGUCUCGGCCAGGGGUCUGCAACCUUUUUUGAUUGAGGAGCCACUUUUAUAAAGUAUAUCUGCUGAGCCAAUAUUUUGGGACUGCUGGUCUUGGUUGAAUAUUUAAAUGUUAAGUUGCCCUUGAUAUAGAUCUUUUUCUUAGUGAGGUAACUUUAUAUUCUAACUCCAGCUUAUAAAAAAUUUGUUAUGUGCUCCUGUUAUCUCCAGACAUCAACAAGUGGUCCACUGGAAACUGUCUAACCAAGAAAACUUUCAGCGCAUGAAAGUAAAACUGACUCAGAACUACAAUUUUGAUAGUCACAUCAAUGCCAGCCACCUCAGGGACAAUGUGGGUAUGUACAGCACAGGGGCCCCCCAGCCACCUCAGGGACAAUGUGGGUAUGUAAAGCACAGGGGACCCAAGCCAUCUCAAGGACAAUGUGGGUAUGUAUAGCACAGGGAACCCCAGCCAACUCAGGUACAAUGUGAGUAUGUUUAACUCAGGGGCCCCCAGCCAACUCAGGGACAAUGUGAGUGUGUACAACAAAUGGACCCCAGCCAACUCAGGGACAUUGUGGGUAUGUUUAAUACAGGGGCCCCCAACCAACUAUUGGACAAUGUGAGUAAGGAUAACACUGGGGCCCCCAGCCAACUCAGGGACAAUGUAUGUAUAACACAGGGGACCCCAGCCAACUCAGGGACAAUGCGUGUAUAACACAGGGUUCCCAAAAUCUCCAGGGACAAUUUAUGUAUAACACAGGGUUCCCAUACUUCAGGGACAAUGUAUGUAUAACACAGGGUUCCCAUACUUCAGGGACAAUGUAUGUAUAACACAGGGUUCCUAUACUUCAGGGACAAUGUAUGUAUAACACAGGGUUCCCAUACUUCAGGGACAAUGUAUGUAUAACACAGGGUUCCCAUACUUCAGGGACAAUGUAUGUAUAACACAGGGUUCCCAUACUUCAGGGACAAUGUAUGUAUAACACAGGGUUCCCAUACUUCAGGGACAAUGUAUGUAUAACACAGGGUUCCCAUACUUCAGGGACAAUGUAUGUAUAACACAGGGUUCCCAUACUUCAGGGACAAUGUAUGUAUAACACAGGGUUCCCAUACUUCAGGGACAAUGUAUGUAUAACACAGGGUUCCCAUACUUCAGGGACAAAUGUAUGUAUAAUACAGGGUUCCCAUACUUCAGGGACAAUGUAUGUAUAACACAGGGUUCCCAUACUUCAGGGACAAUGUAUGUAUAAUACAGGGUUCCUAUACUUCAGGGACAAUGUAUGUAUAAUACAGGGUUCCCAUACUUCAGGGACAAUGUAUGUAUAACACAGGGUUCCCAUACUUCAGGGACAAUGUAUGUAUAAUACAGGGUUCCUAUACUUCAGGGACAAUGUAUGUAUAACACAGGGUUCCCAUACUUCAGGGUCAAUGUGGGUAUUCACUUUGUGAUAGGGAUACCCCGUCACUUCAUGGACAAUGUGGGUAUGUACUCUAACACAAGGGUCCCCGGUUAUUUUGGGGAUAAUGUGGGUUUUUAAUAUUGGGAUUCCCUGUCAUCUCAGGGAAAAUUUUGAUAUUUUUAGGAUCAAUUGAUUCUGGGACAUCACUCUGCUUAGAAGAACUCAAGGGAGUUAAAGAAGCUUUGGUAUCAAAAGAAAACAUUGCAGACGACACACUUGGAGAUGAAGAGUGGAGCGCCAUCUCAGCCUCAAGGUAAGACCUUGACCCUAGUAUCAACAGUUUCUAUUGUUCCUCCCCCCCACCCUAAAAAAACCCACUCAGCACUUUAUUGUUAAGACUAUAUUGUAUGUAGCUUUAACUUACAUGUAGUCAAACAAUGGUGUAAACUAGAAGUACUCAGCCAUCACGUCAACCUGUAAGGUUUGCUGUACAUUGUACAAGUGUUAAUUGUGUUUAGAGUUGUACAGCCGUACAUGAUUCUUACAGUUUUUCAAUGGAUUUGGACAAAUAAAAUUUUGCACACAACAGUGAAGACGCAGGAUUAAAAUCUUAACAGGCAGUGCAAUAAAUUGGUCAACAGAAAGGUGAAAUCCUAUUGGUCUGUUCAAAAUGACCUCUGACCCCAAAGUUCUAAGAUGGGUAGGCCAUCCCAUUGUAGAAACUGUGCAGCUUCGUUGAGCAUCAUUGAGACCAAUGGGCAAUAGAACUGACCAUUCGUUAAUAGUACGACAGCCUUGUUUGGCAGUAACUACUUUCAGUAGUUAACCAUGGCCACACAUCAGUUUGUAUGAUCCUAUUUAACACUUCACAUCCUCAAAGUGCAUAUGGUAAAAAAAAAAAAAAACUAUCCACAGUCCACAGGGCUUUUCCCCAUGGUGCAGUGAAACUACAGCUAUAAAUUGUUGGUAGACUUAAUAGAUUUGUAUAGACGGACAAAACAUAUUUCCUUUCAUUAAUUUAAAACUGGAAUCUGUUGUAUUACUACAGCUAGCAUAUUUAACUGAAGAAUAUGUCUAAAUACAUCUAAACUGCUAUUAAACUCGUCAUCAAGGUCAAUUCAUAUAAAAGUUGCUACUGAUCAGUGUAAAAAAACAACAGAAUCUGAUGAAAAUUGGACUUUAUUCAUCUAUAAUUAUGCUAAAAAGUGCACAGCGAAGGUAAAAUUAAUUUUUAAAAGUAGGCCUGUCCAGAAGGCCAAGUUUGCAUGCAGCCAAAACAUUGAUAACGUACGGAUGAAAAUGUCACUUUUUAAAAAAUCUAUUUUGUUUAUUACGGUUUUUUGUGGUGUUCUCAAAUUUGUGGAUGACUUUUUACACAGUUUUAUGGGGAUUUUUGUACAGUAGUUGUGGUACUUUUGUAAAGUUUUUUUUUUUUUUUUAAAUCCCAACAAGUUGGCAUGUAUGGCUCAUGCCGAUGUCUCGUUUUCAUUUUAGUUGAUACUUGUAUUGGCCUUUUAAUGUGCCAUGAAUUAGUGUUCUAAUAUCACAUCGUAAUUUGGAAAUAUUUCAAGAAAUUCAUCACAAUAAAUUUAAAGCCUAGAAGCUAAUGAAGAUGUCUAGAACUUGUAUUUGUUAAAUCUGUAUGUUUAAGACUCCACCAGCGCAGCACAUUGGCCUCUACCUUGUUGUCCUUCUUGUAUUUCCAGUGCCAACAUUGAAGAAUACACAGGGCGAGAAAAGCUGGUCAUCUCUGCUGACUGUGAACUUAUCUGGAAGGCUUGAGGUCACCACGACCCAUGUAUAUUUCUUCGACUGCAGCCCCCACAAGGAAGAGGGUGAGAAUAACGAUCUCAUCAUCUGGAUGUCGCAUAUAUCCAGGUCUGCCUGUUCAAUUUCCCGUUGACAGGCUCAUGCCUCUCUUUUCUUGCCUUUUUUGCAAAGUAUCUUUUUAAGGUGCUGGGUGGCCGAAUGGUCUAAACUGAGCAAAUCUCAAGUUGGUGGUCUAGAGUUCAAUUCCAGCUAGAGCCCAGUCAAGCAAUAACACCACCAGCACCCCGUGUAGAUGAGACUCGUUAACCUUGGAUGGCAACUCAUCUAAGAGAAGGAAACUCUGAAAUCAAACCCGGAGAUGGAGUCCCGAAAGGCGGAUAACAUUGAUACAAUGAAACAUUCCGGCUACUCCUGCGACGUCACUGGUACCAAGCUGUAUCAUCCAAUGAUGUUCCCUUGGGUUACCCAGCGGCGUGGAGAGAGGCGAUUUGCUGUUGGGAACCAGCUUAUAAUCCUUGAAGUAUAAUCCCAGGCCAUGUGGAUUUCGUCCUCCGAAGCCCACUCCAUCUUCACAUUGUGACGGACGGAUGCCAGCAGCAAUCUUUUUAAGGUCAUUUUUUUUAAAACAAAAUUUGACCAUUGGUUCAAUCUGUUUGGAUGGACAACUUUCAUCACCUUUCAUACAUCCUAGUGAGCUGUCCUAAAGCACAUAAUAUCUACCAGCUUGGAAUCUUGCAGGCUCUGUUAAAUCCAGGAUAUAUGUAUUUUAUACACACUGUCCUGAUAAAAAUGGAACCCUUUUUAAAAUGGUGGAAACUAAUGGUAAAUAUCUAUCAAUUUUUAAAUUAUUUUUUUUUUUUUUUUUUGGGUGGGGGGGGGGGGGGUUGUAAAAUAUGUCAGGACUAAAAUGAGAUGUUUUUUUUUUAAAUUGAUGAAUAUCUACAAGUGUUUUUCAUCAUUAUCAGAAGGGUUCACUUUCACUUUUUUUGCCCCGGACACAGUCUGGCUUCAGGUUUCUGCUUGGAAAUUUAAAAAAGAAUUAAGUUUAAAACUGUUAAGGUGUUUCCAUUUUUUUUUUUUACAAUAAUAAUUUAAAAUGAGGAUGACUGUUUUUUAAUGUUGCUUUCCCAAAUUAUUAAAAAAAAAUAAAUUUACUUAUCCGUCUUCAACUACUUCAAGUGACAGUGACAGUCUGCUUUUAAAAAAUGUCCAUACAAAUACUUCAGGGGCUGUCCAUUAAUUAUGUCAACAAAUUUUUGGUGAUUUUGACCUCCCCCCCCUCCCCCUUGUCAACAACUUGUCAAGCUUUCAGAGACCCCCCUCCCCUCUAAAAUUACGUCAACAUUUGAUUACACCCCAAUAAAAAUAAAAUGGAAACAUUUUUAUUUUUUUUUUUAAAUAGACUAGUUUACAACAAAAAGUGAAUAAAAGUAAAUUGUUUAGAAAAAAAAGUAAUAAAAAUAAACUUUUAAUAUUAACUUAUGAACAUAUUUCCAAUUUAUAACUACAAAGGCUUACUCUAAAAAGAAAAGAGAUUAUAGGGUUUACAAAAAUGUAUCCACAUUACACCUUUAAAUUAUGAACAAAUUUCAAAUUAAUAUUAUAACACUUUAAAGACUAUUUGAAUAUUUACUAAGACUUGUUCUAACUUCAAGCAGAAACGAGAUUACAAAGUUAAACUAUAAGUACACUUUUAAUUUAUUAACAUAUUUUUGUACACACAAAUCCAAAUCUUAUAUUCUAGCCUAUAUAUCUUCCCAUGGAGAUGUCAAAUGUUCCUCAAGUGUUAUUAUUGGCAUAGGUUCUGGCUGAAUAAUUUCUUGUGGAACCGAAACACCAGACAAGUCAACAUUUUCUUCAUCUAGCCAUUCUGCACUUAGCAUCUCCCCAUGAGCAAUAAUUGCCAUGAACUCUCGCUGUCUUUUGGCAGCCACUUACAUUGGAUGAAUUCUUUGCUGUUGGGGUGCAUGUAGUAUUUGACUGGGCCCAGGCAUACAUUGUUGGUGCUGUUGAACGUGCUUCUUUAACAUGGCUUGCGAAGCAACAUAAUGGUGACAGAUUUUACAGAUCCGUUGAAACAAUAGCAACUGAAUAGAUGGACAAUAUAUAUCAUAUGGAAGAAUUUUGAAUGCUUUUGCCGAUCGAGGUAGUAUGUUUUCAACUUUCACAGACUGAUUGAAGAAAAGAGAUGGAAAUCUAUGUGAGAUUAUAUCAGAUACAUCUGGUACGGCCCUCAUUAGUUUGGCAGACUGGAAUUGGUGGGGGGAUAAAUUUAUCAGCAAUAAUAUCAAAGUACGAGCUUCUAAUCUGCAACAAGUUAAAUCACAACAUUUGACAAUUUGUAGAAAGUACUGACUUGUUCUUACAUGGUUUUGGCACCAAACUUGAUCUUUGAUUAUUAAAUUUUCAAGCUCAGACUUUUCAGGCACAAUAUACUCUGCCACUGUUGGAAAAUUGUCUAUGCUUACUUGCUUCCAUAUUUCUGUGUGUCAAGGUGGAAGAAUGUUUAUGUGGCAAAGUUAGUCCCGACAGUUCUCGACUAAGAGGAGCCAUUGGCCUUUCUACUCGAUUAAACGCACUUCUACCAGGCGCAUUCGUUGUUACAAACAUUGCACCAUUGUUCUGCUUUACAAAAUGAUGGAUGGCCACAUCAAGAACUUUUUGAUACCUUGGAUUUUCAUCAGGUCCACCAUCCACAGACAUAAGAAUCGGUUUGAUCAACUUGUUGCUUGGAUCCUUUGUAACAAUGUCAAACUCUUCCAAUUCAAGAAGCCUUUCACAGUCCAGUCCAUGGCUCUAAGCUGAUGAUGAGCAAUGCUUGCCUGAUCUGAUGGCUAUGUCAGUUGGGCCUGUAUAUGUUACAGCUUCGGGUUUACCUAACCCCUCUUUUUUGGAUUUCAAUGCCAGCAUAAGCAGAGGGUAUGAGUUUGUGUCUAGAUGCUACUACCCAGUUGUGAUCAGGCAAUGUAACGCGGUAUUCGACAUGCAUUAAAAGUGGAGCUUGCUUGUAAGCUGCUGCCAAUCCAAUGGGGGACUCUGGCUUUGUCAUCUUGACUGAUGAAGCAUACUUCUUUAGGUCCCAACAAAGAAGCCACUUCCUCUAGGUGAUUCAAAGUAGCUGUACAAAAUCUACCAUCAAUGUGUUUUGAGUGUAAAUCAUUUUGUGCUCGAAUUAACUCCACUGGUACAGUUGUUAAUGGCGUUUGCCUUCCGAUGAUAAACUUCGUUUUGGCAAGAGCCGAGUAUAAACAGCACUUCUCCUUAUUUUAAAACCUUGAAUCUUUAAUUGUUCUGUCAAAUCAUCGAGAUUUCUAACACUAAGAUAAACAUCACUCUGUCUUUUGUCAUGAGCAGCAGACCCGUACAACGCCAUGUCAACAAUGGUUUUUAAAAGGAGCGGCUGAUCUUUUUCAAUUGUUGGUCGACCAGUUUUCUGUCGGAUCUUCAAUUGACUGCUGACGUCAGGAUUCUCAGCGCAAAUUUGAGUUUAAGUUUCUUUUUUCUGUAUAUCUUCUGCUUUUCUUGUUCAAAUUUCUUUCUUUUCAGUUUCUUUUCUAGCUCAUCAACCUUAAUUUUUUUUUUUCUUUUCCUUUUCCUGAUCUGAACUUAAAACACCACUUUCUUUUCGUCUAUACAAGCCAUUUAAAUGGCUCUUGAGGAUGCUUAUCUGGCUCUGUAAUUCAUCUUGUACUUUUGCUUUGUAUUUUACAGAUUUUUCAUCACAAGUAGUACUGGAUGGACCAGCUUCUAAAUCGAUUUCUAUGUGGUCUUGUUGAAUGGUUUGUGUUGGAUGUUUCACAACUUCUUCUUCAAUUUUUACAUUUGUGGCUGAUUUUUUAGGAAGGACAUCUACUGUUCAUAGACUGGUGUGCCCAGAAGUUCAUUAGUGUUGCCUUAUUUUUCUGUGCUAAGGCGGCAUAACUAUUCAAUGACGAAUCUGCUUUUGUUGGCAAAUCAUCCUCUUUUUUCAAUUGAAUCCAAAUUUCAGUUACCUCUCUUUGACAGUCUUGCUUACGCUUGUUGGGAAAUGCCUUUACAUUUGCUUCAUACGACAACUUGUGAAAGUUUGGUUUCUCCAUUGUAAAUUUAAAAAAAAAAAAGAAAUGAUUUAAAAAUUGUUUUAUUUCAAUUGUUAAUAAAUUUGUUUUUAAAAAAAAACAAAAAAAACAAUUAGGCCUAGGUCAAUUUAACAAUAUUUCAUAAUUCUGAACAUUCCAGAGAUGUAAUGUAUUUGUAAGAUUUCAAAUAAGUCCUAGAUAAUGUUAAAUAUAUAUCCUAAUUGAUGUACAGUGCAGAGUCACAUCCGUGAAUGGGCCAAUCCUCCUCACUUUUAGUACUUUAACUUUAGACCUAAUCCAAUUUCACAGUGAAAGCCAAUUAUUUCUAAUAGAGUCUAGUAUAACCAAUAAUGCAUUUUAUAAUUCAUAUAGACACUUAAAUAAUAUAAUGUAGACUGUGCACUUACAUAAAUCUUCAUUUUCACAGCAGACCAACAAACAACAACUUCGAAAAAAUAAUAGUCUUAUGAGUAACCAUCUCGUGUGUGCAUAUUUAGUUCUGUGUGGGGGGUCUUUUUAAAGCACAGCACGGUUUUUAAAAAGUAGGAAUAUAGUUAGUUUAAUUAAAAUCCUGAAGGUUGGGCGAGUGUGUAACACAGGACUACAAACGCUGCCUAAUUUUCCUUUGUUAAGUAAUUAAAUUUAUUAAAAAAUGUAACAUUGUUGUCAACUUUUCUUGACCUCCCCUCCCCCUUGUCAACAAUUGUCAAAAAUUUUCAGCCCCUCCCUCCCCCCUAUUUUGUUGACAUAAUUAAUUAACAGCCCCUCAUGUGACAAUGUCAUUCUACUUGUAAAAUGUCUAUACAAAUACUUCAAGUGACAUUCUACUUGUAAAAUGUCUAUACAAAUACUUCAAGUGACAGUGACAUUCUACAUUUAAAAUGUCUAUACAAAUAUGUCAAUUGACAGUGACAUUCUACUUGUAAAAUGUCUACACAAAUGCUUCAAGUGACAAUGACUACUUUAAAAAAAUGUCUACUCAGAAUCCUUUCUCAUUGAAUCAUGUGCUAGCAAAAAAAUAUUUUUUAAUUGCUUUUUAAAAAACGUUAAUUAUUUUACUAAUUCUGUUUUGUGUGUUCAGGGGCUGAAGAUUUUAAGUUGUCUUUGUCUCGACUUCGGGAGAUUCACUUCCGUAGAUACAACCUGAGACGUAGCGCCCUGGAAGUAUUCCUCAUCGAUCAGACCAACUAUUUCAACUUCACUGAAAAGGUAGAGCCACCGUAGCAUUUGAUCUUUUCUAUUGAAAAACAUAAUUCAACCAAUGAAAAUUAGGGUCAUCAUACGAAGCUUAAUAAGUGGUUCCUAACAACUUGCCUAAGAUUGUAGUUUAUAAUUUAAGUUUAAGCCUACUGGGAGUGUGUCCUGAACACACAAGAAGCAGCUUGAAAAGGCUGAAUUGUGAAAGUUGUUAGUCAAAAACCUUGUUGUAAAUGGAUUGGGGGGUGGGGGGGGGGUGUUAAAGGGCAUUAACUCUCUGCAUUCUGACGUUUUUUUUCACAUUUCUUAAAAAUCUUAAGGUGAUUUUUAAAAAUAAUUAAUUAACUGAUCAGAAAUAGCUCUGAUCUGAUUAGUUAUAAUAUUAACUUGUUCAUCUUUGACUCAGCUAUCAUUAUAUAUUUUUUUUAUAUUUUAUUUUCUCAGUUAUAAAAAUAAUUAAAAUAUAAUUGGAGUAUUAUUAUUUUUAUUUUAUGCACAAUUUUGACAAAAUGUUCACACAGUAUGAAGGAAAAAAAAUCAUUAUAUAUUUUUUUUAUAUUUUAUUUUCUCAGUUAUAAAAAUAAUUAAAAUAUAAUUGGAGUAUUAUUAUUUUUAUUUUAUGCACAAUUUUGACAAAAUGUUCACACAGUAUGAAGGAAAAAAACUCCUUGUUAUAAAAGGUUUAAAAUUUAUUUAAAUAAAAUACUUCAUCAUCUAAUACAAUUCAUAGUCAACAAACAUGACAAACAUUCUAUAAAAAAUAAAAUAACUGUCAAUAUUUUAGCAAAACCUAUAUUUUGUCUUUUUUUUUUUCUAAAAAAUUCACUAAAAAUGUUCUUUUAAUUAAAAUUAUUUUUUGUAUGUAAUAUAUUUUAAAAAAUGGGCCUCAUAACUUAUAUAUUUGUAUAUUAAAUAUAUUCCUUGAUAAUUCUUGAGUAAAAGAUAACUAAGUAAAAUUUGAUGAUUAUAUAAAUAACUAAAAAAAAAAAGCCAAUAUUGUUUUUUUUUUAAAAUAUUAAUUUGCCGGUAUUCCCUGAUGUUAAAGUUAAAAAUAUUAAAAUGUUUCAGUACAAUACUGCUAAUUUUGAUAUUAAUGCCCAAUACGAUCUAUUCCCCACUAAUCUGAUCUAUUUUUUCCUAUAUAUCGGUAUUUUUAUAUAUCUUUGUUAUAAUCCUCACAUAACGCCCGCCGAUAAACUACAGUAUUCCUUAAUUAUAUUUAUUGGACACUGAACAAAUAUUAUUUCUUAAAACAGUAUGCAUUUUAUUAUAAUAAUUAUAAUUGAUAAAUAAGAGCUUGGCCUGGACUUGAUUUCCACAUUAGAGUAGGUAACAUUUUUCACCACAGAAAAUUCACUCAAUAAAGAACCUGUGAAAAAAAAAUUUGAUUAUUCAUAAAUAAAAUUAACACUAAUGGUAUCAGUAAUAGUAUGCUAUCAGUAAGGGAAAAUAACUUAAAUCCUAGUCCAAAUGCCUAAAUUAGUAUAAAAGUAAACCAUUGUACAUAGAAAAUACAUUAUAACAUAUGUUAUAAGAAUAUUGUGAGUUUACUCUUUAUGCAUUUUGCUACCAAGUGAGUAGAUUAAAACUUACCACCAGUUGUUUUUAGGGUAAAAUCUUCAAAGAUAUUCGUCAGGUAACUUUGUAACACAAUAAAAGGGUGGGGUCCAGGCUUAAUAUGUAAGAUCAAUAAGGAAUAAGGGCUUCUUGAUCUAAUAACUGCAUUUUUAUCUCUCUCUCCUCCUUGCCAUUAGAGUUAAUGAGCUUUUGAUAAAAACAUAAAGGUUUUGUUUUUUAUUCUGUCGUUUAGUCUCUACUAAUACUAGUAACUAGCGAUAAUGAUAAUUAAUUCUAAACACAUUAUUUUUUUGUUUAUUUUUAUGUUUUAUUAUUAAUUUUAUAGUCGGGAAAUGAUAAUUAAAAUGAAGUGGAUGCGUACACCGCGGCGGUGUACCUAGCGAAGCCAUAAUUUGCAUUGGCCUGCGUAAACCACGGCGGUGUACCUAGUGAAAUCGUGGGCUUUGGCCUGGGUACACUGAGGCAAAAAUGUACUAUUGGCGUGGUUUUAAGAUUUGCCUGUUAGAAAAGAUCUUGUGUGGUCCAGUGGUAGUGUGGACGCUUGGCGAUAUUAUAUUAUGAGAUCAAUUCCCAUUAGGGGAUCGAGUUUUUUUUCCCGUUUUGAUUUAAAAUAUUUUAUAUUUAAAUUAUCAUGUUCAUUUGCGACAGUAGUUUCAUGAGGAGUUUUUAAAUAUUUUGUAGCAAUUUAAAUAUAUGUUCUAUUCAGAUUAUUAAGUGUUUCAACAAGUUGUGCCGGCCUUUUAAUUUGAAAAUAUCGGUAAUAUUCGUAAUAAGACAGAAAACAAACUGAAAAUUUCCGAAAGCGCAUGCAUAGUGUAUGUAACAUGUAUAAGAGAAACAUUUUGAAUACUAAGUUACUAAAUGAUAUUUUGUUGUGUUUCAACAUUCUUCGUGUAGUUGAAUAUAAUAUUUACAUUUUACUUUUACCAACACCCAAAGAAAAUACCAGUAUAUCCAGUGGCAUAGCUAAGGAUUUGGGGGCCCGGGGGGCUUGGCCUCUUUAGGGGCACCUGCAUUUUGACAUUCGACAUUAUUUAAUGUAAAAAAAAUUUCUGACACGCCUUUGGGGGCACCCCUCAAGUAGGGGCCCGGAGGGGACUUUCGAAUUUGGACCCCCCUCCCCUCACCCUAGCUACGCCACUGAGUAUACCAAUAAUAUCAUAAGAAUAUUAAUGUGCAUGGUCGUAUUUCAACCAUCUUGCUUUCACUAUGCAUUGGCAAAAUGUACACACGAUAUCAACGGUUCACCCCUCACCCUAGCUACGCCACUGAGUAUACCAAUAAUAUCAUAAGAAUAUUAAUGUGCAUGGUCGUAUUUCAACCAUCUUGCUUUCACUAUGCAUUGGCAAAAUGUACACACGAUAUCAACGGUUCAUUCACAACCAUCAGUCUCACAGCAAAACUGUUGAAAACACCACGAUUUUAUAAACUUUUGGAGGGGUAGCAAACUGUACAGCAAAGCCAUAGCCAUAGGUCUGCGUUUACCCUGUUAAUGGCGGACUUUGUUUCCAGAAUGGCAUGGCAUGUGCUAUUCUCAGGGUAAAACACCACGUUUUCUCACAGAAACCAUUGCACAAAGCGCUUGGGACAGGAUUUGAGCCAUUUCAAAUAUUUUUUUAUUUGUCGUUUUUUGUUAAGAAAUUGAUCAUCGCCGGGGGGGGGGGUGCUAAUGUCCGCCGGCAUUUUUUACUAAUGUGUAAUGCCAAUGUGAAACUAAAUCAAUGAUGUUUAAUUAUUGUUAAAAGACUUUUAAAAAUCACUGCAGUGUUUCGUAUUGAUCAUCAUACUGUUUUUUGUGUUGACAAUCGCUUGAUAUCACAAUUACAAUGCCUCGGACACCUUUAACUUCACCACUUCAUGAUCUAUGUAUGUGAUUCUCUUCCUGUAAUGUCUUCGUGGCGUAAUUAUAUGUUGGAGCUAACAAAAUAGAUACACUGGCUUCCCAUUCAUUUUUACACCACGUCCCGAGGGAUCACAUGCAAUGUUAUAAUUAUAAUGCCUGACCCCCCCCCCCCCCCCACAAAAACAAACAAACAGGGGCCUAUUUCAAUAUAUGGGGGGAAAUAAAGUGGUUACCUUUAAAAAUAAAUCAUGGUUUAACAUUACACCGCCAGACCCCUCCCUUCCAAUAAAUAAUAGGAAAUGCUCUACAGGUACUUUGCCAUGUGAGCGUGGAACUUACUCAAUAUCUCCCACCAAAGGUACUAAAGGAUUUUUAAAUAAAUAGUUUUCAGUUUUAACAAGAGUAUAAUGGUUCAAGACCACGGUUGGAGUACGACAAGGCUGCCUGCUCUCCCCCACCCCUAGAGAGAAUUAUGUCAGAUGCUCUGGAAGCGCAUGAAGGGACAGUAAGCAUUGAUGGCAGAACAAUGACCAACCUACGCUUUUCGGACGACAUAGAUGGAUUGGCUGGGAAUGAAGAAGAGCUAGCCAACCUGGUAAAGCGUCUCGACAAGACUUCAUCGUCCUAUGACAGGCAAAUCAGUGCCAAAAAAAAAACAACUGAUGACUAAUAUCACCAACGGCAUCGCUACUGAAAUUAAGGUCGGGAGGAAAGACUAGAGACUGUAGGCAGCUUCAAAUACCUAGGAGCAAUAGUCUCUGAAGAAGGCUCCAAGCCCGAAGUGAUGUCCAGGAUUGCCCAGACCACAACAGCACUAAAGAGGCUCAAGAAAAUAUGGAAUGACAAACAUAUAGCCCCCAGCACCAAAAUCAGGCUGAUGCGCUCAUUAGUCCUCUCAAUUUUCCUGUAUGCCUGCGAAUCCUGGACAUUAACAGCAGAUCUUGAAAGGAAAAUAAAGGCGAUGGAGAUGAGAUGCUUCAGAAGCAUUUUUGGCAUCUGCUAUAGGGACCAUAUCUCCAAUGAAACAGUGAAAGAAAGGGUUCGCCAGGCAAUUGGGGAGUACGAUGACCUACUAGUAACUGUGAAAAAACACAAAUGACAAUGGUACAACGGUUGCAAACACUGUUGAUGUGCUCGCCCCAGCGGACCUCUCUUGGAAUGGUAACACCCAGGUACUUUACGGAGGAAACUGGCUCAAGAAUAUGGACAUGCAGUUCGUAAGAGUGGUUUAGAGGGGAUCUGCUUCUGGAGACUGACAAGGGACGUGUGGCCUGGCAAUUGAUGUGGUGUUCUAGGCCUUUAUCAAGAAGGGCCGUGUGGCCUGGCAAUGGAUGUGGUGUCCUAGGCCUGUAUCAACAAGGGCCGUGUGGCCUGGCAAUGGAUGUGGUGUUCUAGGCCUGUAUCAAGAAGGGCCGUGUGGCCUGGCAAUGGAUGAGGUUUCCUAGGCCUGCAACAACAAGGUUCAUGUGGCCUGGCUGUGGAUGUGGUGUUCUAGGCCUUUAUCAACAAGGUUCAUGUGGCCUCGCAAUUGAUGUGGUGUCCUAGGCCUGCAACAACAAGGGUCAUGUGGCCUGGCAGUGGAUGUGGUGUUCUAGGCCUUUAUCAACAAGGGUCAUGUGGCCUGGCAAUUGAUGUGGUGUCCUAGGCCUGCAACAACAAAUAUUUUCCCAAAAUGCAGCGGUUAUAAACCUGUUGUUCACGCCCCCUUUAUGGGUCAAAUGACUCUUUAAAGGGGUCACCUAAGACAAUCGGCAAAUGCAUAUCCUCUACAGUUAUGAAGUACCGACGAAAAUAAUUUUAUGGUUGGGGCCGCCACAACAUGAGGAACUGCAUUAAAGGGUUGUGGCAUUAGGAAGGUUGAGAACCACUGCCAUAAUGAUUUAGGUGUAGUAUUAUUAGAAAACUGAGUUUCAUGGUACCUAUAUUAUAAUACCUGACGCAAUUUUGACAUAAUAUUAAUGUUUUAAAAAUUAAUUAAAUUAUGAUUUUUUUUUUUUUUUUAGAAUUAAAAACUUUUAGAGGUUAAAAAAAAAAAGUAACUUAAAAAUUUUUGACCUUCCCCCGUCACAAAGUGUCGCAUAUUCUCGACCCACCCCCUCUGAGCGUGACGUAAUUUGCCAGUGACCCCUAAAUGUGAAUAUUAACUUAUAAAAUAGUUUUAAAUAGAUAUUUAUCAAUGAUCAAACCUUGAUAAAUUACUACAAGGGAAAAAACAUCAGAGUCCAUUUUGACCUCACUCUCUACUAUAAUGAAAUAAAUCAUGUUACAUUCAAGUUUGAACUACUUUAUCUAUAAUAACUCAGGGAAAUGGACACUUUUGUGAAAUGCAUUUUAAAAAUUACAUUUUGUUUACACAUUUUUAAUGUGCAUGGUUUUGAACUUUAAAAAUGGAAUAUCUCAAAACAAUAAAAAUGUGACCCUGCCGUUUUUUCCCUUGUGGUCUUUAUAUCCAAGAUGCAAAGCUGUGUCGAUGUUUCAUGCAAGAUUGCUAUCUGUCAGUAAAUUUUCUGACACUGUAAACAUUUGACCCUAAAUGAGUUUUCGUAAAAUUUAUUUAAUGUCCUGUGUUAAGAUGUUCUUAAGAAAGUGGCAUUUUGGUAAAUUUUGACAAUUUAUUCCCAUUAGUGAAAAUGAAGAUGUGUUGAGCCGUUGUUGGAAAUGACACUUUCAAUGGAGGAAAAAAAUCAGUUGGGAAAGAGGGGUGUGAAAGUGCAGUCGCCACAAGUGGCACUUUUUUGGGGCAGAAAAUCCUGUUUUUUUUUCUUUUGUUUUUUUUUAGUUGCAAAAGUAAUACACUUUGAUUUACAUUUCUUUUUACAUUUAAGAAAAUAUUUCUUACUGAUGUCUAUUAAUCAAUUUAUUCAUUUUUAAGUCCCUAUCAGCUAUUGUUGAGAAUCAUACUUUUGACGUCAUUUGCGUGUUUAUUAUAGUUGCAGUGAAUUAGUAAUUAGGGUUUAAGUUGAGGGAUCGAUUUAGGGUUCAGGUUAGGCAUAGGGCUCAUAGGGAUCAAUUUAGGGUUCAGGUUAGGCAUAGGGGUCGAUUUAGUUUAGGUUUAGUGACAAAAUUAACUGGUUGUGUCCACCAAGAUGGCGGAAACCCCGGGUAGCUUUUUCUACAUUUACCAAGAAUCGCUUAUUAAAUGAAGAAAUAAGCUCAUUUGUGAUUGAUAUUGAUAUUUUUGUAAAGUACAGAACCUAGCCACAAUCACAAUACAAUAUAGUUAACUCUGCAGAAUCAAUCAAAACUUUUUUUUUUUAAAUUAAUAUUUUAAUUGUAAGAGGAAAUAACAAAUUUAAAAAAUAAUUAAGGGAAAACUUGAGAUGUUUUCUUAAUAUUUAAAGUGCACUUCGAAAUAACACUGUGACACAAGAAGUAGUCAGUAGACGUAGAGUUAGAAGGCCUCAUUUUAACUUUAAAUCAUUUGACAAAUGAGUCUUGUUAGGCUUAGAUAUUGUAAUAAUGUUAGUUAAUUAAUUUAGUACUGAAAAGUAAGUAGUAGUAGUAGUAAUAAUCUGAGUGAAUGUUUCACCAUCCUUCAAUUUACUACUUACUAAUAAAAAGUAACUUAGAGUAGAUACAGUAUUAAGUGUAAGUUAUUAUAAUAAUUAUAUAUAAAAUAUUAUUAAUAUUUACAGUAAUAUUUACGAAUUUAAAAUAAUUUUCCUAUGUUCAUCUAAUAAGCAAUUAAUUUAAUCUGUUUUCAGCGAGAAAGAUUGCCUUAAAAUUUUUUUAAUAAAAUUUAUAUUACUAUUGCUAUUAUUUUAUUUCCUUAUUAUGUAUUACAUCAGUAACAUCAGAGAUAAUUCAAAUUAGGCCAACGUCAAAGGUUGUUUACCCAAUUAUUAAUUUUAUAAAAAUAUAUUUAGAAAAUUUAUUUUUUACUCUUAGCUUCUCUGAAUAUGAUGUUGAAGGAUGCCCAUAUGAUUAUAUAGAGGUAUAUGAUGGCAGUAGUACUGGGUCUCCACUUAUUGGAAAGUACUGGCAUUCUGAUACUAAGGUAAACAAGAAAUAUUGUCGAACAUAUUAUAAUCAAUAAAUAUAGGUUUUAUUUUUAAAAAUUAACCUCAUGAAAUAAGCAAAAAAAUUGAAUAUUGCUAAUAGGAAAAAUAAAAUUAACCUUAGGAAGGAAGAGAAAAAGGGAAUUUGAUUAAUAUGGAAACUAAAAUUAACCUUAUGAAAGAAGUAAUAGAAGAGGAUAUCAUUAAUUUGGGAAAAAGUUCUGCAGUGUGAAUUUAAGGAUAUAUAGGUUGUUGUCAGAGUGGUUGUUCAAUCCAGAUUUUACAAAGUGGGUCCAAUACAAUGGAUGGAUUUCAGCAUGACGUCAUCUAACAGUCUUUGAGGUCUGGUUACCAUUUACAUAAACUUACUUUUGUAACAAUAAUAUAUGUGGGCUGAUUACCCUUGACAUUAACUUACUUUUCUGACAUAAUCUAUGUGGGCUGAUUACCCUUGAUAUUAACUUACUUUUCUGACAUAAUCUAAAGGGAAUGUUUUCCAUGUUUACCGACUUACUUUUCACGUACUUCCUCCUCAUUGCGUGAAUUGACUGCUCCGAUGGGUUUGGACAGAUCCCGAAAGGUAUUGGAGUUUUCAAGGUCCAAAAACUUGGAUGUAUAAUCCAUCAGUAUCCAUGGAAACUGAAGAAACAAAACAUAGAUCAAUGAAAAUUCUAUUCAUUUCCAAACAAAAUGUUAUCCUUUUGAUAAGGAUACAAUUAAAUUUAUUAAAUUUUUGUGGAAAUUCUAUGAUCUAACAUAAAUUCAGUUUCAGAUUUGGGCGGCGGUUGUAAUGUGGGAUGGCUGGCGGUUGUAAUGUGGGCCCGUUGAAACAGAAAUUCUUCUCAGGUUAAAAAGAAGGAGCUUGAAACAUGCCCCCAUUAGAGGGGUAAUAAGGGGAG
Molecule: messenger RNA, 16919 nt
Organism: Lymnaea stagnalis (great pond snail)
Lineage: Eukaryota; Metazoa; Mollusca; Gastropoda; Lymnaeidae
Source: the annotation of a GenBank genome assembly